AUGAUCAGUGGGGUGCUUGGGGCGCAUCAGGAGGCGAGAAUCGGUGCGCAAACCCUAAAUAUGGUGUUUCAGGAUUGGGGAGGUGUGGAAGAGGCCAAAAUUGGCAGCGCUGUGGUAGACGAUGGGCGCUGUUACCGUGCUGCCAGCCCUCAGGGUGGGUGUGGCACGACGAAGUUGACUUGGGCGCGUGUGAGGAGGUGGGGUGCUUUUGCGAGGGCGUUUGGUCAACAAAAGCCUGCCUCACCGUUUGGCGGAUUCGGUUCCACUCAACCUCAGCAGAAUCCGUUCGGGUCCCCGUCUUUUGGACAGUCGCAGGCAGCGUUCGGGAGCCAACCGUUUGGAUCCACAGCGCCAGCUUUCGGUGCGCAGUCGGCCCCUGCGUUUGGAAGCACGACCACCCCACUGUUCGGGGCGUCGAGUCCAGCAUUUGGGGCGGCGACGACAACUCCAGCUUUUGGUGCGGCAUCGACUCCUGCUUUCGGAAGCAGUUCGGUGUUCGGGCAGAGUGCGCCUGCGUUUGGGGCGAGCACGACGCCUGCCUUCGGGAGCACAGCGACGGCAUCACCAUUCGGGGCUUCCUCUGGGAGUGCAUUUGGAAGCAGCUUCGGGGCAUCGAGUUUUGGAGGUGGGCAGCAGCAGCAGCAGCAGCAGCAACAGCAGCGUGUGGGAAGCAGAGUGGCAGCGUACGCUGUGACCCCUGAUGCGGACUCCGGGGUUGGGGCGAAUGCCGGGAAGUUUUUGUGUAUAUCUGCUAUGCCGGCUUACAAAGAGAAGCAGCUAGAGGAAUUGAGGUGGGAGGAUUAUCAAGCAGGCGAUAAAGGCGGGCCGAACCCAGCUAGCCCCCAGCCUGCUGCUGGAGGCAUCUUUGGUCAACCAGCACUGCAGACUCCAGCGGCAUCUAGCCCGUUUGGGGCUGCGGCGACGCCGACGACCUUCGGGGCUGCCGCCACCCCUAAUCCGUUCGCAUCAACUUCCACGGCGAAUCCGUUUGGCGCGAAACCGGCGUUUGGAAGUCCCAGCACCCCCACUCCUGCGUUUGGGCAAGCUUCAACGCCUGCAUUUGGGCAGACUUCAGCGCCAGCAUUCGGCACAAGCACGUUCGGUUCGAGCACGCCUGCUUUUGGAGCGGCGUCGACGCCAGCAUUCGGGCAGGCGAGCUCGACCCCAGCAUUUGGGUCGUCGCCAUCUCCGUUUGGGCAGACAUCGGCACCUGCGUUCGGGAGCACAACCUUCGGAGCAUCAUCAUCAUCUUCAUUGUUCGGGCAGAGCAGUCCCGCAUUUGGGGCAUCUUCACCUGCAUUUGGAGCGGCGUCCAGCCCGGCGUUCGGUGCGCAGACAUCGUCCGCAUUCGGAGGGGGCGGGUUGUUUGGGAGCAGUCAGCCAGCGAGCAGCGGAGGGUUGUUUGGAGCAUCCACUCCUGCGGCUCAGCCGUUUGGGGCAAGUUCUGCUCCGGCGUUUGGGCAAAGUCAGGCAGCAUUCGGGUCCAACUUGUUUGGCAACAACACAAGCAGCCCAGGUUCCUUGUUUGGUCAAACAAAGGCGGCGGGGUUGACACAGUCCUCGUCAUCGUCUUUGUUCAGUGGGUUUGGUGCAGCUUCUACCGGACAAACUCCUAGUACAUUUAGCUUCCCAAGCUUGCAAACCCCGCAGCAAGGGGCGACCAACACCUUUGGCGGUACCCCGCCCGCAUUUGGUCAGCAGAAUACAUUCGGGCAACAGCAAGCUACUCAAAACGUUAUCUCGGCCACAGCUAGCCCGGUAACCAAUCCCUUUGGGACACUACCUGCCAUGCCCCAGAUAACAAUCGGCCGAAGCGCCGGUUCUGGUCCGUCUGUCCAGUAUGGGAUAUCGAGUAUGCCGGUAGCCGAGAAACCGACUCAAGUGCGUGUGAACACAUUGUUGACUCCCCGGCAUAUCACGCAGCGGUCAAAGGUGCGCAUGCACGCACGACGCUACCAUCCUAAGAAGGAUAGCCCAAAGGUGUCGUUCUUCAGUGAUGGUGACGAAGCCCCCUCAACCCCGAAAGCAGAUGUGAUGUUUGUUCCUCGAGAGAAUCCGCGUUCUCUGUUCAUUCGACAGCCGGAAUCGUCUCCUGCGAUUCCAUCUGCGGCGAAGGACGCAGUGGAUGUUGGAGAGAUAGCCACACCCGUGCAGAAGGAUGGCUCCCAGGAUGAAAUGAGGAACGAAGUGGGUGGCGAUCCUGUUCCGUUUUCGUUUCCUGAAAGUCCACACAAUAACUGGAGAAGCCCAGACGGCGUGAAUGGGAAUGGAUUCGUGGGAACUCCAGCAGCAUCUCAGGCGAAGGCCAGUGAGAGAGGGGCCUCGAAACAGGUGUCGAAAAGCAACGGGUUGCGGGAGGAGCACAGUCACAGAGGAAAUGGCUACAUUUCGAUCACUGGUCAUCGUGCCGGUGAAGCUGCAAUCGCGUACGAGCACGGUGCGGACAUAGAAGCUUUGAUGCCGAAGUUACGGCACUCGGACUAUUUCACGGAUCCAAAGGUGCAGGAGCUGGCGGCGCUGGAGCGUGCGGAUAUUGGGUAUUGUCGCAGAGUGAAGGACUUCGUUGUUGGGCGUAAGGGUUACGGGGAGAUAAAGUUUUUGGGCGAGACGGAUGUGCGACGCCUGGAUCUGGAGAACAUAGUGCAGUUCAACAAGUGCGAGGUGCUGGUGUACAUGGACGAGACGAAGAAGCCGCCGGUAGGGCAAGGCUUGAACAAGGCAGCGGAGGUGACGUUGCUGAACGUGAAAUGCAUAGACAAGAAGACGGGGCAGCAUUACGUCGAGGGAGUGGAGGUGGAGAAGUUUCAGAAGCGGUUGAGGAAGAAGACAGAGGAGCAGGGGGCAGAGUUCUUAGGGUACGAUGGGGCGAAGGGAGAGUGGAGGUUUCGAGUGAAGCAUUUCAGUCGAUAUGGACUGGACUUUGAGUCGGACGAGGAGGAUGGGGCCGAAGGGCCAGGAGAGGGCGCCAUUGUGGUUGCAGGAACGUACGACAUGGAGGGUGUUGAGCAAGGUGUGAUGCACGAUGCGGAUGAUUCCAUGUUUGAAUCUCCUAUGAAGAAUUUUGAUGCGAUUCCGGAACCUGGAGUGGGCAUGGAGGAUGAGGUCGGGGACGACCUGAUUGAUGCGUCCUAUUUCACGGCUCCACAGGCAGCACUUCCGCACUCCCUGCCCGCACACCUUCACCUUGAUCCCGUGAAAAUGCAACAAAUGCGAGCCCUUUUCUUUGCCGAAGGUGAGGAGGCGGAAGAUAUCGCACCACCCGGGGCUUACGGGCGCUGGCAGUCACGUCCUCCAGCGCCAUCUCCCGCCGGUAUGAGCUCGGGCGUGCAUGGUAGUCAGUCGUUCAAAACACCUCAGAAAGUUGGCGUUGGUGAAGAUGUGGACGGGCGUCCAGCUUGGCCGACAACGGUCAUCUCCUGGAAGGGAACCCCUGCGAAGCAGAUGCGAAGCGUGGGUUGA
Physcomitrium patens is the source of this 3459-nucleotide messenger RNA. The record is from RefSeq and is a predicted model, not a curated record. NCBI's taxonomy places the organism in Eukaryota, Viridiplantae, Streptophyta, Bryopsida, Funariales, Funariaceae.